AUGCAACCCGCACACCCACCUCCACCGCCGCACGAGCACGACUCUGAAGACUCAGAUAAUGAUCCAGACUUUGUUCCUGAUGAUACAAAAGAUUCAGACUCCUCGGAUGGAGAGCGCUCUUCGAAACGGCCACGGCAGGAUACCUCUGAGACACAACACAAACAACUGACAGAAGACGAGAUUGAAGCAAAGAAGAAAGCCCGUGAAGCCCUCUGGGCAGACUUCCAGGCUUCCGUUGUAUCUUCAGGCAGCAAACCUGUAGACCCUGCAUCAGUGGCAAAGCUAGUGAAGAUAGAGAAGCGGUACAGGUUCGCUGGUGAGGAUGUUAUUGAGGUGAAAGAAGUCCUCGAGGAUUCAGAAGAGGCUCGCAAGUGGUCUCUGUGGCGUCCACCAUCUGAGGGCAACAAGGAAAUUGUCCUCUCUGGUUCAAGUACCUUAGACGCUAAGUCGACAUCAUCGUCUUUUGUACCAUCACUCGAUGCCACACCCACGACUUCAUCAUCAACUACUCCCACAAUCACCACGCAGCCUGUAGCAUCCACCAGUAUGUCCGCCCCAAACCCUGUCACAAUACCAACGACUUCCUCUACAAACCCGUCUACAUCUACGACCACGACCACUCCUGCCCCACCAGCUCGGAAGCCCCCACCCGCCCGCCGCAAACCUAAGGUUCAACUCUCCGACCUGCCUUCUUCUUCAAAGGCCAAAGCCAAAAAGCUCACAACUCUGGAGAAAUCGUCUAUGGACUGGAAAAAUCACGUAGGCACCGGUCCGUCAGAACUACAGGACGAGUUAGAGGCGAAUAAACGAGCGGGAGGAUAUCUUGAGAAGGUCAGUUUCUUGCAGAGGGUGGACGAGAGGAAGGAGGAAGUCUUGGAGGCAAGUAAGGAUAGGAAGAGGAGGAGGGGAUGA
Stereum hirsutum FP-91666 SS1 is the source of this 912-nucleotide messenger RNA. RefSeq lists its product as uncharacterized. The record is from RefSeq and is a predicted model, not a curated record. The transcript has 4 exons. The coding region runs from base 1 to 912 and encodes 303 amino acids. NCBI's taxonomy places the organism in Eukaryota, Fungi, Basidiomycota, Agaricomycetes, Russulales, Stereaceae.